Colossoma macropomum (tambaqui) is the source of this 2268-nucleotide messenger RNA. RefSeq names its product cyclic nucleotide-gated cation channel beta-3-like. The record is from RefSeq and is a predicted model, not a curated record. NCBI's taxonomy places the organism in Eukaryota, Metazoa, Chordata, Actinopteri, Characiformes, Serrasalmidae. Gene Ontology annotation, molecular function: intracellularly cGMP-activated cation channel activity; cGMP binding; intracellularly cAMP-activated cation channel activity. Gene Ontology annotation, cellular component: intracellular cyclic nucleotide activated cation channel complex; photoreceptor outer segment; plasma membrane. Gene Ontology annotation, biological process: monoatomic cation transmembrane transport.
AUGUUCAGCAAGCUGAAAAUGAUUUUAUGGCCCAGUGCGGCAGUAGCUCAAACUCCAGAGCCACCGCCUCCAGCACCUACACCUGCACCAGCUCCUGCUCCUGCGCCAGCACUGGCUCCUGCUCCUCCGGCUAAGGAAGAAGAGACAGGGAAGGAAAAAGAUGAGGAGAAGAAAGAGCAGCAGAAAAAGGAAGAAGAAAAACCUGCAGCUUCUACACAUCCUGCCCCAGCCCCUGCUCCUGCACCUGCCCCCGCACCCACCCCCGCUCCUGAGGCCCCUAAACCUGAGGCUAAGCCAGCAGAUGGAGCUAAUAACACGCAGGGAGCUCCAGAGGGUGAAGAGGGGGCUCCACCUCCUCCUCCACCCAUUGUCAUCAACAGGUACUCUGAUGACCAGCUGAGAGAGGUUAUCAAGCGGUUAAGAGACAGAACAAAAUUAUACAAGGAGAAGGUGACAGACCCCUAUGCCUCCUCACCAGAGCGCAGCCCUCCAGUCACGCCUGUGUAUCGAAAGGAAGACUGGGCAAAGAAAUUGGAAGCAGACAGGAUAAAGAAGGAGGAAGCAGAGAGGAAGAAAAAGGAAGAUGAUGCCAAAAAAGCAGCAGCCAAAAAAGAAAAGGAAGAGAAAGAAAAAAAGGAGAAAGAGGAAAAACUGAAGGAGGAGCAGGCAAAGGCAGCAGCAGAAGCUGCAGAGAGAAUCUGUCCAAAAAUCAAAUGCAACUGUAUAGACAUUCUUCUGAAACCUAUAGAGGACAAGAUGGAUGAUUACUUAGGGUCCACCAUCGAUCCCUUCACCGAUCGUCGCUAUAUCAAAUGGCUCAGCGUUGUCACAGUGGCUUACAACUACAACAUAUGGUUUGCAACGGCACGCUUGUGUUUCCCCUAUCACACGCCAGCGACUGUUCCUUUUUGGAUAUUUUUUGACAUCCUUUCAGACAUAAUAAAUGUCAUCGACAUAAUUGUCUUCCAGCCACGACUACAGUUUGUCAAAGGAGGGGAUAUCAUUAAAGAUAGAGCAAUGGCAAAGCAGAAAUAUAGACAGUCAGCCAGAUUUCAGACAGACCUGAUAAGCAUCAUUCCAUUCGAUUUGCUCUCUCUUCAUUUUGGAUUUUCAUCAGUGUACCGACUAAACAGGUUCUUGAGGAUCGAGUCAUUCUUUGAGUUCAGUGAUCGACUUGAAAGCAUCAUGGCUAAGGCUUAUAUUUGGAGAGUGGCCCGCACCACUGGCUACCUCCUAUAUUGCCUGCACCUCAACUCGUGCCUAUACUAUGUAGCUUCAGCCUAUGAGGGGCUUGGCAGUACAAAAUGGACAUAUGAUGGCCAAGGAAUUGCAUAUCUACGAUGUUAUUACUUUGCCACUCGAACACUGAUCACUAUCGGAGGCCUGCCUGAGCCACACACACUCUUUGAGAUCGUAUUCCAGAUGGUAAACUUCUUCACGGGAGUCUUUGUGUUCUCCAGUUUGAUUGGACAGAUGAGAGAUGUCAUUGGAGCAGCCACUGCAGGACAGACCUAUUUCCGUGCCUCGAUGGACACGUGUGUGGCAUACAUGAACACAUACACUAUCCCCAGGAUGGUACAGAACAGAGUGCGCACCUGGUACAACUAUACCUGGGACUCCCAAGGCAUGCUGGAUGAAUCAGAGCUGUUGGACAAGAUGCCUCUGGUGAUGAGAACAGCCAUUGCUGUGGACAUUAACCUUGCCACUUUCCAGAAGAUUGAUCUAUUUAAGGGAUGUGAUAGCCAGAUGCUUGUGGACAUGUUGCUGAGGUUGAAGUCCAUUGUGUAUCUGCCUGGAGAUUUUGUGUGUAAGAAGGGAGACAUUGGAAGAGAGAUGUACAUCAUCAAGGCGGGGGAGGUGCAGGUGAUCGGUGGGCCUGACAACAAGAUUGUAUUUGUGACGCUGAAGGCUGGCUGUGUGUUUGGAGAGAUCAGUCUCUUGCAGUCAGCAAAAGAUGGAGGAAACAGAAGAACAGCUAAUGUGGCAGCACAUGGAUUCGCCAACCUCUUUGUGCUUGAUAAGAAAGACCUCAAUGACAUCCUGGUUCACUACCCAGAGUCACAGAAAGUUCUGGCAAGGAAAGGAAGGAAACUAAUGAAGGCCAAAGGUCCAGCUGCAGCCAAAGCAAAUGAAGAGAAGAAGAAAGGACUGGCAAUGUUUGGAAAUAAACCUCCCACUCCUAAACUGCUUCGUGCCUUUGGAGGCUUCGGAAAAGGAGGCUUACUGGACAAGCUGAAGGUACGUAAGGGCAGUAUACUGCAUACAUAG